CAAGCGACUGCCGUUCAACUCGUAAAUCAGACUCAUCUUCAACAGAAACCAGUUCAACAGCCAAUUCCCUUUACCUCUUCAUCAUUAUUUCCCUUUCCCUUCUUAUCUCUUGUAUCACUCAUUUUUGUUUUCAUGAUUGAUAUUACACAACAACUCCAGAACGAGACAGCCAGCAGUAAGGGGCGUGAGAGAGCGAAGAGAGAGAGAGGGACGUUAAGUAAAUGCUCUCUAACGCGAAUACUGAAGUUAAGCGCGCUGAGUAUCGACGCGCAUGCUUUAAAGGAACAACUGAAUAUUCAAAGUUCAAUUCAUAGAGAAGACAGUAAUUCUAUGAACCGACAAAAAUACGACGAUUUUGAAGAUUUUAAAUUCGGAGAAAACACUGCAGGUAAUUUUUGCCCUUUUCAGCUUAAAGGAUUACGUAAAAACGAUGCAAGGGAUCACCGAAAAAAACAAGAAAAAAAAGAGAUGAUAAAUUUCUCUGAUAGUGAGCUCAAUUUACACAAGUCGAGAAGGCCUUACUUUCGGAAGCCGUGUCUUGUCAUGAGCAGGCUCUCAACCGAAUGUGUCAUGACCCGAUUAAAACGAUUCAAAAAAAUAUCCAUCUUAUCUACAACCGGAAACUAUGACAAGAGAAUUUUCAAAAUCGAAAAUAUGGACGAGCGGAAGAAUACGAAUUGA
Molecule: messenger RNA, 681 nt
Organism: Caenorhabditis briggsae
Lineage: Eukaryota; Metazoa; Nematoda; Chromadorea; Rhabditida; Rhabditidae
Exons: 6
Source: RefSeq, a predicted model, not a curated record